This is a messenger RNA of Coregonus sp. 'balchen', 9434 nucleotides long. NCBI's taxonomy places the organism in Eukaryota, Metazoa, Chordata, Actinopteri, Salmoniformes, Salmonidae. The record is from the annotation of a GenBank genome assembly.
AUGUAUAGCGGACUUUUACCGAAAGGUCUGAGCGAUGCAGAAAUUAGUUCAAAUGAUGAGGACGACCAAAGACAAAGUGUUGUUGCAAAUCAAGAAAAAACGUUAGCCUCAAACAAAUGUCGUGCAGUUGGACUUUCGCGUGGUCUUAAGGAAAAUUGUGGGACACUUGUAGACAUUAGUUCUUCUCGUACCCCGCCCGUCAUAGAAAAUGAUAAGUCGUUGGACUGCUUACCCGGGAUUUCCGAGGAGAAGUGGCAAGUAUGUCACACAUGUUAUGCUUGCUAGUCAGGUUAUAGCUAUCUUGCAUAUCAAGCUAACGUUAGCUAGCUAGCUAGUUAGCUAUGUCGCCUAUAAACUCUAUAGCUAGCAUCCCCUACUAAUUUUGGACAGGCAGUCCAUGAAUGAUGAAACCUGCAUGGAAAUCAAAAAUGUGUUAUAACAAAAUGGCUGCAUAGCCUGGCUGUACCACUUAUUCCCGUUAACCAACAUCAGCGCCACUUUCAAAAGCAAGUCAAAUGUGGAUAAGCUACUCAUCUUUGUAAAGCUACAUUGUAUGUUUUUCUGUUUGUCUAAAGACUUCUACCAUAUACACAUUACACAAACAUAAUUAAUCAACUGUUGAAAGGGAGAUUUUCAUGAUUUGGGUAAAUGCUUUUAUUGUAUACAUUGUUGUUGCUAAAAGUGAAUGGUUGCACUUGAUGUUCUUUAGAAAUUUAAAGAGCUACAGAAGAAAAAAUAUGAGAUCAAGACAAUGAAGCUCCCCCAAAAAAGACAGCAGGGAAGACGACGGCAUAAGAAAGGUAAAUCGCACUUCUUUUUAAUACAUACCCACAAUAGCCACUGAAAAGAUAACGAUCCAGGACGUCUUUGCCCUGGUCAGAUGUAACCUACUUGUCCUAGCCCAGAAAUAAUGGAAAUGGGGAAAGAAGAGGGUUCAUUCUGUGUCCAAAUUCUAAGUGUCUCAUGACCCUAACGUUAGUGUUUUUGUUAAAGUGUUUGGCCUUGUUAAAUUCAAAAUUGUAUUAUAAUUACAAUUGAGUUAAUAGUGUUAUGGCUAUAAAAGCUGAACUGGAAUGGAUCUUAGUGGAACAUAAUUAAAUAAUAUACAAUUCCAUUGGAAGUCACUGAAAGAAAUAGUCAGCCAGUCUACCUCUUUUCACUGUUUUGAAUGGAUAUGAUCACAGUGUACAUUAAUAUUUCUGAGGUCAUGAGUUAUGACACAAUACGACGAAGGACUGUCAAAUUGGGUGAUUUUGAUGAAGGACUGUAGAAUUGGAUGAUUUUGGAAUUUACAAGAGUCAUUUCUUUGUGUUUCAUGUCACUAAACAGAUGAUGAAUCAGGGACUAAGAACAUGGAAUCAAACAAUGAAAGGUAAUGUAGGCCUAUCUGUUUUUGUAAAUGUAUCAAAAAAUCUGUUCAAACACAGUUCUAUACAGUAUUCCACUAACUACUAAAGAGUCUUCAAGGCUUAGUCCCGAUUUUCCACCAUUCUCCCGAAGUGUGCACUAAAGCUUUCACACUUUCUUGCAUGGAGUUUAGAAUGGUGGAAACUCCCUCCAGCCAAUGCUUAGGCUACACCAAUCCUAUGCUUUAAAUCCAUGACAGGGAGUGUCCAAGUGCACACUUAUGGAAAAGGGUGGAGAAUCGGGACGUAGCCUUGUUGUUGGUGUAGGCCUACCUGAAAGCCUAUUCUACUCUGGCUUUCAAAAAAUUGAAUUGGUACUUAGCACCCAUUUAUAGCCUUAACAUAUGCUGUAGUCGUGUACUGAACCGAUAAUAAACAUGAACACUCAUUUUCCUUCCUCACCAGAGAGCCUCAAGUGGAGCAUGACAAGCAUUGGGAAGGGCUGACGCAGUACUUUGGCAUCAAUGAUAGAUUUCAACCCCCUGCCUGUUACAAGCCUGCUCCCAAGGUAAAAAUGUCUGCCUGUGUUUAAUGCCAUCAAAUUAUGGCAAAAGCAUUGAACAUGUUCUGUCUUUCCUUGUCCAUGCCUGUGUAACUUCUCAUUGUUUUAUUAAAUAUGACAGGCGGAUUAAGAGGUUUCUAGACUCAAACCUGACAUUGAGUAAAAUAUAAAAGAUUGUCUUACAUUUAAUGAUAAGAUUACCUUAAUCUUGACAUUGGGAUGAUUCUCCACUCUACUUUUUUGGUUGAGAUUAAAGUAAGAUGUAGAUUUGCUGUAGAGAGAAGUGUCUGUACUGAAUGUCUCUACAAAUACCUGACAGCUCCCGCUCACCUUGUUUCUGUAUGUGGAAAGCUCAGAGUGCACUCAGUACACGCACAAUAACAUGGGCUACUUAAAGUGUGAGAGGCUAAUUGUCAGACCCAUGGAUCUAGCCUACAUUUUGAUGAAAAGGUGAAUGGAAAAUGGCAUCACAGACACUCACCUGCUUUUAUUUGUGUAUCUCUCAGCCAUGCGUCUUUGUGCAGGAAAGAAUAGGUGAAUAGCUGUUGUGUGUGUGUCCCCUAAGAAUAGCCCUAAUAAGCAACUCUUGGACAAAUGAGUUAAUUUCUUACUUGAAUCCAUUUAGAAAUGCAUCUAUGUACUUGAUAAAUCUGGUGUAAUAGAACAAGAAAGAGACAUACAUAUUUUUGAUAUGUAAAUUGUCGUGCAAGCAAAAUAGUUGCAGAUAUAAUAAUAGUUUAUAAGAUGAGGAAUUUGUCCUAAUUCAAUGGGAAGUUCUUGUAAUGCUUAUUUGGAGUGUUAUUUGAAUUCCGUUUAUCUCAAAGUACCAUCAAAUUUAGUUUUUGCUGCGUUUCUGCAGCAAAAACGGACUACUUUGAAUGGAUAAGAUAUAUUUAACAAGAAGUUGAAUUAAACAGAACUUGUGAAGUCAACAUUCUCAUUAGUGAUUAAUGUCAUUUACACAUUCAUAUUAGAUUUUAAAAAAUGUUAGCCUAAGUCAAUUACACACUAGGCAUUUAGAAUCCAUUUGGGUCUUUCUAUAAACUACGGUACCAGUGAGAAUUUCCUGUGGUGGACAACUUUUUACAGCUGUUAAUAAGUCAUUGAUAAUAAUCUGCAAAACAUUUUCAUAUAAUUACAUUAAGAUAUAGGGGGGAACAUAGCUAUGUUCAAUUAAAUUCACGCUGGUCUGACCAAUCGGAAUCUAUGCUUCAGGACUGUUUUGAUCACGCGGACUGGGAAAUGUUUCGGGUUGCCUCUAAAAGUGUCGACGUAUAACUGACUUGGUGACUUGGUUCAUCAGGAAGUCCAUAGAGGAUGUUGUUCCUACUGUGACGAUUAAAACUGAUCCAAACCAACGUAAUGCAAACAGAGGCAAAACAACAGUACAGGGACAAAGUGGAGAUACAAUUCAACGGCUCAGACAUGAGACGUAUGUAGCAAGGACUCCAGACAAUCACGUAUUGGAAAGGGAAAGCCAGCCACGUCGCGGACACCGACGCCUCACUCCCGGACAAGCUAAGCACCUUCUUCGCCCGCUUCGAGGAAAACAGCACCUUAGCCGCUGACGUGGGCCCCCGUCUCCCACGAGGACUGUGUGCUCCCGAUCUCCAUCACCGACGUGAGUAAGACAUUCAAGCGUCAUAACCUUCGCAAGGCUGCCGGCCCAGACAGCUUCCCAAGCCGAGUCCUCUGAGCAUGUGCAGACCAGCUGACUGUAGUGUUUACGGACAUAUUCAAUCUCUCCCUAUCCCAGUCUGCUGUCCCCACUUGCUUCAAGAUGUCCACCAUUGUUCCUGUACCCAAGAAAGCGAAGGUAACUGAACUAAAUGACCAGUGGCCCGUAGCACUCACUUCAGUCAUCAUUAAGUACUUUGAGAGGCUAGGUAAGGACCAUAUCACCUCCACCUUACCCGACACCCUAGACCAGGGUUCUUCAAUUCCGGUCCUGGAGGGCCGAAACACUUCUGUUUUUUAUUUCUACCUGGUAGUUAAUUGCACUCACCUGGUGUCCCAGGUCUGAAUUAGCCCCUGAUUAGAAGGAGAGGAUGAAAAACAGAGGUGUUUCGGCCCUCCAGGACCGGAAUUGAAGAACCUUCCCUUAGACCGACUACAAUUUGCAUACUUCCCCAACAGAUCCACGGAUGACGCAAUCACCAUUACACUGCACACUUCCCUAAAUCACCUGGACAAGAGGAAUACCUAUGUGAGGAUGCUGUUCAUCGACUACAGCUCAGCGUUCAACACCAUAGUGCCCUCCAAGCUCAUCUAUAAGCUCAGGGCCCUGGGUCUAAGCCCCUUCCUGUGCAACUGGGUCCUAGACUUCCUGACGGGCCGAUCCCAGGUGUUGAAGGUAGGCAACAACACCUCCGCCACGCUGAUCCUCAACACAGGGGCCCGACAGGGGUGCGUGUCUCAGCCCCCUCCUGUACUCCCCUGUUCACCCAUGACUGCGUAGCUACGCACGUCUCCUACUCAAUCAUCAAGUUUGCUGUAGGCCUGAUUACCAACAACGACAAGACUGCCUACAGGGCGGAGGUGAGAACCCUGGUGGAGUGGUGCCAGGAAAAUAACCUAUCCCUCAAUGUCAACAAAACAAAGGAGCUGAUCGUGGACUACAGGAGACAGCAGAGAGAGCACACCCCCAUCUACAUUGACAGGGCCGCAGUGGAGAAGGUCAAAAGUUUCAAGUUCCUCGCCGUGCUUCAAGUCCCUCCACACCAACACCGUGGUGAAGAAGGAGCAAAAGCACUUCUUCAACCUCAGAAAGCUGAAGAAAUUCGGCUUGGCCCUUAAGACCCUCACGAACUUCUCGAUGCACCAUCUAGCCCGGCAGUCUUGUGAUUGUUAACAUUUUGCUCACAUUGGCCACGAAGAGCGAGAUCACACAGUCAUCCUUAAAAACAGGGACUUUCACGCAAGGCACAGUGUUAUAUUCUUCGGAAUUGAGAAUAAGGCAUUUAGCUCAUUUGGUAGUUCUGCAUCGCUGGGCUGGGUUUCCCUUUUGUAAUGUGUUAUCGCCUGCAAGCCCUGCCACAUACAACGGGCGUCGGAGCCGGUGUAAUAGGAUUCCACCUUCCUCCUAUAUUGUCCUUUCGCAUGUCUCGUCUGAGGUUGUAGUGGGCUUUCUUGUAUGUGUCCGUGUCCUAUUCCUUGUAAGCGGUAGGUCUUUAGUCCAGCACAGAUAUUGCCUGUAAUCCAUGGUUUUUGGUUUGAUACGUUCUUAUAGUCACUGUGGGGACGACAUCAUCUAUGCACUUAUUGAUGAAGCCCGUGACUGUUGUGGUAAACUCCUCAAUGCUAUUGGAUGAAUCCCGGAACCAGGGCCUAAAAUUGGUCCACCAGUCACUGUGGCAGGUAGAUAAAAAAAAUGUACCAGCCACUCAGAUUUUCUACCAGCCAAAAUUGUUUUGGUUGCCAUAAUACAUUUACAUUUACAUUUACGUCAUUUAGCAGACGCUCUUAUCCAGAGCGACUUACAAAUAGGUGCAUUCACCUUAUAGCCAGUGGGAUAACCACUUUACAAUUAUUAAUAUAUAUAUAUAUUUUUUUUUUCUUUUAAAUGGAAGACCAUGCUUUGUAAUGUUUCUAAAACAAGAAAUGUAUAAGUAAGAAGUAAUGUGGUAGAUUGCUCAAUUUCUUUUGAAUUUUUUGUGACCUGGGUCUUUUUACCAAAUAUCAGCUGCCUCUUUUUAAGGGUGGGAGGUUACCGUGGUAACGGGGCCACUUGAGUCGUGUCUGUGUGUGUGGGAGAUUUAGGAUCUGACUAGGGCAUCUCUUCGCUAUCAGUUGAAGCAGCAGACUCAAACUAACGUUUAAAAGCAACCGAGCUUGUGGACAAAAUGAUGUAAAUAGCCAAGAAACACGAGGACAAAGUCUCACAUUGUAGACUUGAGUAAAUUAGACCAUCUUUUAUGACUGUGCAAAUCCCCAAAAUAAUCUUUCAGCACUUCACUCAGAGCGCACAGCUCUCCUGCCAGGCAGUGUUGCUACCUGAGGUGGGAUGUAGGAUUCAUAUUUCUUUGUGCGAUUUGCAGCUAUGAAACAAAACAGCAGAAAUACUUUGAAAACAGCUACUGUAGCAUUUUUCUACAAUAAAUCGCACAUACUUUACUUUUUACUAUUUUUAUUCGCAAAUGUAAUGCUCACACUGCAAAUUGACCACCCAUCGUGGCUGAUAAAAUAGACAUUCUUAUCCGCCAAUACCUAAAUCUACCAGCAGGUGGCGGGUGUUAAUGCCCUGCCACCCGCUUACAAGGAAUAGGACACGGACAUGGACACAUACAAGAAAGCCCGGAACAUAUCCCAGUAUGUACUAGCAAAACAGUCUUGUAGCCCCGCGUCUGCUUCAUCCAACCACUUCCGUAGUGAGCGCAUCAUUGGUACUUCCUGUUUGAGCUUUUGUUUGUAAACAGGAAGCAGGAGAAUGGAGUCAUGGUAAGAUUUGCUGAAGGGAGGGCUUUGUAUGCGUUUCUGUGUGUAGAAUAAAAGUGGUCUAGAGUUUCAGCACCCCUAGUGGCGCAUGAGACUUGUUGGUAGCAGUGAGGUAGGACGGUUUUAAGUCUUCCCGCGUUAAAGUCUCCGCCCACCAAAAACACUGGCUCUGGGUGAGUGGUUUCUUAUUUGUUUAUGGCCCCAUACAGUUUGUUGAGUGCCAGAGUGGUGUUGGCUUGGGGCGGGAUGUAGACAGCCGUGAUAAUUACGGAUGAGAACUCUCUUGGUAGAUAGAAGGGUCUGCAGCUUGCAAUGAGGUAUUCUAUAUCAGGUGAACAAAAGCUUGAGAUUUCCCUCACACUUGAAGCAGCAGGAGAAUCUCAAAAGAAGCUCAUCCAUCUUAUUCUCGAGUGACUGGACAUUUGCCAAUGGAACAGACAGGAGCGCUGUUCGCUUUACUCUUUGCCUCAAUUUCACCAGGACUCCUCCUCGUCUACCUCGUCUACGCCUGCAGCGUUUUGGUAGCCCAUGGAACAAAGGAAUAGGUACCGGUAUGAACAGUGGAACAGCUGAGACGGAGUUGACAUCGUCUUUGAAGUUGAAAUUGAGGUUAGUAACUGUCGAUCUGAUGUCCAGAAGUGCUUGGCGGUCAUACACUAUAUAUACAAGUAGUACAAGUAUGAGGACACCCCUUCAAAUGAGUUUGGCUAUUUCAACCACACCCGUUGCUGACAGGUGUAUAAAAUCGAGCACACAGCCAUGCAAUCUCCAUAGACAAACAUUUACAGUAGAAUGGCCUUACUGAAGAGCUCAGUGACUUUCAAUGUGGCACCGUCAUAGGAUGCCACCUUUCCAACAAGUCCGUUCCGUAAAAUGUCUGCCCUUCUAGAGCUGCCCUGGUCAACUAUAAGUGCUGUUAUUGUGAAAUGGAAACGUCUAGGAGCAACAACGGCUCAGCCGCGAAAUGGUAGGCCACACAAGCUCACAGAACGGGACAGCCGAGUGCUGAAGCGUCUGUCCUCGGUUGCAGCACUCACUACCGAAUUCCAAACUGCCUCUGGAAGCAACGUCAGCACAAGAACUGUUCGUCGGGAGCUUAAUGAAAUAGGUUUCCAUGGCCGAGCAGCCGCGCUCAAGCCUAAGAUCACCAUACGCAAUGCCAAGUGUUGGCUGGAGUGGUGUAAAGCUCGCCACAGUAGUCGGUAGUGGACUCUGGAGCAGUGGAAACGCGUUCUCUGGAGUGAUGAAUCAUGCUUCACCGUCUGGCUGUCCGACGGACUAAUCUAGGUUUGGAGGAUGCCAGGAAAACGCUACCUGCCCCAAUGCAUAGUGCCAACUGUGAAGUUUGGUGGAGGAGGUGUAAUGGCCUGGGUCUGUUUUUCAUGGUUCGGGCUAGGCCCCUUAGUUCCAGUGAAGGGAAAUCUUAACGCUGCAACAUACAAUGACAUUCUAGACAAUUCUGUGAUUCCAACUUUGUGGCAACAGUUUGGGGAAGGCCCUUUCCUGUUUCAGCAUGACAAUGUCCCCUUGCACAAAGCGAGGUCCAUACAGAAAUGGUUUGUCGAUAUCGGUCAAAACCCACAUUGAUUCAAAUACACUCAUAAUCAUAUAAGCCAGUACAGUCAUCAGUCAAAAAAGAGGGUGUCUUGUCCUGCUCCUGAAAUCUGCUCCUGCAUUCAUCCCAGUCAUCAGAGCAUUGGGCUAGUUGCAUGUCUGACAUCAAUGUGUGCACAAUUACAGUGAUGAUCUAAUAUGAUACAUUUCAGAUUUUUUUUUAAAUAACAUGGCCUACUUGUCAACAGUAUGUUUAUGGUGUAAUGGAACGUUUUGCCUUGUGUUGUAGGUUUUGUGCGUUUUGACACACUUAUGUAGGUGUCAUAACCAGCCAUAAAAUAACGCAAUAUUUGUCAAAACAGGUCUAAACAUAAGUGUUAUGACCAUGUUAUGACAAGUUAUGUCAACUGUUAUGACAUAUUAUGACAUGGUUUUGACCGUGUCAUAACGUGUUAUGACGCUGGGUGUCAAGUGAAGUGUUACCUAGAAUGACAAGAAAUGACAAAGUAGCCUAGAGUGCUUAUUCACAAUAUGAUCUGGUGAUCGGGUUAUGAAAUGACAUGACAAAUACAUUUUGGUGUCCAUAUUACCCUACUCCUGCAAUUUUAAAGGAUAUAAAUGCUAGUCCUAGGUCUAUGCUGUUGUUAGGCAGAGUUGUGUGUCAAUUUGGCAAUUUGUAUUUUUGUAUUUAAAAAAAAAAAAAAUUGUCACACAUUAGCCCCAUUAUUGAUAGAAAUCCCAUUUACAGUAUAUUUUCUUUGGAACAUGAACAUUGUCUUUAAUUCAGUCCACUUUGCCAGCAAAUAGACCACUGUAAAGUUGUGGUUGUAGUACAGGUAGUUUUAUUAUUAGUUUUUCUGCAAUUAUUACCAUAUCAUUAUUAGGCUCAACUUGCUGUCUUUGUCCAAAUUAAUUUGAGGGAUGAGUGUGUGUCUAUAAACAAGUUGAGUCCUUGAAUCAUUCUUAUGAAGAUGCUUCCGAGAGGGCUCCCCUAAUUUAAAACUACAACAUCUUGCUUUUGUGUGUUCUGUGAAAGAUGGACCGUUUUUUUUAGAAAUGCUCUUUACUAUACUUCUUCGGAUAGUCUCCUUUUUUGGAGAACCACUCCGGCCAUCGGUAACCAGGGGCAUCUUUGCUCCCUCUUCUACUCCUGCCUGUAAUGGAAAUGUGUAAUUAAAGAGUCACAUUUAUGUUUGGUAAUCUCCAGUAGAAUUUUUGAAGAUUUCCCCACUAAUAUCCAAUCAAAAAGGUUUUCAUUUGUGAAGGAAAAUCUACAUAUUUGUAGUAAUAGCAAUCAUAUUAAAAAUAAGGCCCAGGGGACUUUUGAAGUUACUCUUUGAUUCCCCCCCCUUUCUAUUUCUAAAAUCACCACAUUUUCCCCUUCUCUCCAGUCCAGCUUAGAAAAGAGCAUAGAGAGCGCCAUCGCUGAAGGGGACUUUGGGAAGGCGGAGGAGAUGAGCGACAGACUCGCCACUCGAGAGGUAUGUUGUACCGAUAAGAGAUCUUUGGGGCGCUCCUGCUGUGACAAAUUGAACUAA